Molecule: messenger RNA, 2190 nt
Organism: Notolabrus celidotus (New Zealand spotty)
Lineage: Eukaryota; Metazoa; Chordata; Actinopteri; Labriformes; Labridae
Gene: cx35.4
Product: connexin 35.4
Exons: 2
Coding region: 224-1096 (290 amino acids)
Biological process (GO): cell communication
Cellular component (GO): connexin complex
Source: RefSeq, a predicted model, not a curated record
GGCGCAUUUCUCAACACAGCGCUCCUUUACCUGUCGCGGGGAGCCAAAUCUGUGCGUUGAAGGACUAAAGGGGCAUUAAAUCAGCAAGAAAUUAAUCGGAAACAUGAAAAUUCCGAAUUGUAUAUGCUAAGAAUGGACUAAAACUUCUCCCGGUCUGAGGACAAAAUACCACCAGCAAAAGAGGAACUCCAGAGACAAGAUCAUUUGACUGCCAGUCUACAAUAUGGACUGGAAGACCUUCCAAGCCCUGCUCAGUGGGGUGAAUAAAUACUCCACAGCAUUUGGGCGGGUAUGGCUGUCUGUUGUGUUUGUGUUCAGGGUGAUGGUGUACGUUGUGGCAGCGGAGCGAGUUUGGGGCGAUGAGCAGAAAGACUUUGACUGUAACACCAAGCAGCCCGGCUGUGCCAAUGUCUGCUACGACCACUUCUUUCCCAUCUCCCACAUCCGCCUGUGGGCCUUGCAGCUCAUCUUUGUCACCUGCCCCUCCUUCAUGGUGGUUAUGCAUGUGGCAUACCGUGAUGACCGUGAGCGCAAGUACAAGACCAAGCAUGGCGACACCAGCAAGUUGUACAGCAACACGGGCAAAAAACAUGGUGGCUUGUGGUGGACCUAUCUGAUCAGCCUCUUUGUAAAGACAGGCAUUGAAGUCUCCUUUCUCUACAUCCUCCAUCAUAUCUACGACAGCUUCUAUCUGCCAAGGCUGGUCAAGUGUGAGGUGUCACCCUGCCCGAACCAGGUGGACUGUUACAUUGGUCACCCAACUGAAAAGAAGGUCUUCACCUACUUCAUGGUUGGCGCCUCGGCUCUCUGUAUUGUCCUGAACAUCUGCGAGAUCAUUUAUCUAAUCUCCAAACGCGUCGUAAGAUGUGCAAACAAGGUCAAGAGGCGCAAUCGUAACAUGGCUGUGCAUCAUGAAAACUACAACGACGACCCCUUCAACAACUGCAACCUGCCUGGGUCUAGGGGGUCUAGGUUGAACUUAAAAGAAAGGCCUCCAGCCUUUAAAACUGCAUUUAAGCCUUCAUUUGGGCCAUCUGGACUCAAACUCGAAGAGAAGAUUCGGGCCUCUGCUCCAAAUCUUUCCCUUUCUUCAUGAUUGAAAACACGGAAGAGCAGGAGAUAAGAAUUUGCUUGGGUGAGAACCCAAUGACAAGCCUCAGAAACAGACUCAGAACUAUGAGCCAAACUACAGUGUGUGUGUCAGACCCUGGAAGUUGAGUCAUCAGUACUGGAUUCAUCCUGUGGGCCUCUGUGUCUACAUCUAAGACUCUUUUAGAGCUAAUGAACUUUGGUUUCCAAGUAAACAUCCACAAUAUUUACAAGUCAAAUAGAGCCAAAAAUGAUUUGUUAAUGAUGUGGGCUUCUUUUUUUUAAUACAAUAAUGGUCUGUGUUGCUUUUCAGCUUCACCCCCUUCACCCAUAUUAGAACAUUCCAGUGUGGUUGCUCUGUCUUUCUUGUGAUAGUAGUUUAACAUGGGAGGGGACGGAAAGGAAACACUGAACACAAGAAAGCAGGACACACCUGGCAGAGGUAUUCACCCACACUGCCAGUGUCUACAGUGUUGUGUCAAGAUGCUUUGCUGUCAUCCCAUUAGAUACACAUUUCAGUGAUCUCUUUUAUUUAACUGUACUGAAACCAUAGCUUCAUCUUUAUUCUUUGCUCUACUGAUAAGAAGAUGAUGAGAUUGGUAAAAUAUUCUGCAGGGUAGUGCAGACACUGCAGAGUCAUACAGUUAUGGCUGAGUAUUACUUGAAGGUUUGCUAACUGACCAAAAAAAAGGAUUUUUACCCAACUUAUGUGCUCAGUUAAGAUCUAUUACAUCAAGAAAAUGCAUACAUCACUGGUAUAUUUAUUUGGGUAAAGCCUUGGUAGGUAUUUGAUUGCUCUUGUGCUGCAAAGCCAUAAGUUGUUCAUAGAGUGUCUGUGUUUUGACAUCCUGUACACAAACUCGCCUCAUCCAAGACCACUGUUGAUUCAAAUAAGGCGAAAGGAAUGCUGCUGCUUGAUUCUGUGUUGAAAGCUGGAGCACAGUGAAGAAAGGGGGAAAGCUGGACAUACAGAUGGCUCAUUGAACUAUUUCCCAUUUAUAUGAGUCCCUAAUUGUUAUAUAUGUACAUCAAAUGGAAAAACAUCUUUCUGCACUUAUUGUUAAUAAAGUCAUUUUCAUGAAUUUAAAUAUAUUAAAUUAA